UCCUUCCCUUGUCCGCGCUACGGGCGUUGUACAUCGCGAUGCCGGUUUACGACAGUGGUUUUUUUUUUUUAACCUUUGCGGCUGUUAUUAGCAACCAAAUUGCAAGGGGCCCGCUGGCGCGCGACUCCCUCGGUUAGCUGGUGCCCGAGCUAUGAGGCGGCAGCCCCAGGAAGAGGGCUAGAAAGGAUUUGGGGACCCCACACACAAGGGUGAAGAGCUGAAUGGCCUUCAGACCUCAGAAGAGGAGACAUAUUUAAAACACCAAUUGUGUGGCAUUUGAUUCUUCAAAAGAAGGGAAACUGAGGCAUGGCAGCAUACCCAGCCAGAGAGCUUUUGACCUUUCUUGGAGUGCUGUGGCCCCUGCCUGUGCAGAAUGGACCCUGUUGUUCUGAGUUAUGUGGACAGUUUGCUGAGGCAGUCGGAUGUUUCCUUGCUGGAUCCCCCCAGCUGGCUUAAUGACCACAUCAUUGGGUUUGCCUUUGAGUACUUUUCUAGUGACCAGUUCCAAGACUUUUCCGAACAAGUAUGCUUUGUCAGCCCUGAAGUGGCUCAGUUCAUCAAGUGUGCCACCAGCCAGGAGGAAGUAGCCAUGUUCCUGAAGCCGCUGGGCCUCCCGCACAAGGAGGUUGUAUUCCUGGCCAUCAAUGAUAACUCCAACCAGGCAGCUGGGGGCACCCAUUGGAGCCUCUUGGUUUACUUCCGGGAUAAAAACUGUUUUGCCCAUUAUGACUCUCACAGUAAGAGCAACUCUGCCCAUGCCAAGCUGGUGUCAGGAAAGCUGGAGGCAUUUCUGGGAAAAAGAGGAGGCAAAGUGGCCUUCAUAGAGGAGAAGGCCCCUACACAGCAGAACAGCUAUGACUGCGGAAUGUAUGUGAUCUGUAACACAGAGGCUCUGUGUCAGGAAUACUUUAGGGGACAGCAGGAACCAGUACUGCAGCUCCUCACUCCUCCUUAUAUCACACGGAAGAGGGCAGAAUGGAAAGCUCUCAUUGCCAAACUUGCACGCAAAUGACUUAAAUGUAAUUGUCCCUGCUUCCAACAACUAUCUUUCCAGUGCUCUAGUCUCCAUCCCCAGUGCCUGAGGGAAGAUAUCUAUAUACAGGAUUUCUCCACAGAAAGAAUGUAACCCCUCCAGCAUGGCUACACCCUGCACUACCCCAGCUGAAAAGCCUUAGUUUCCUCUACAACCCACUAGCCUUCAGACUUAAGUACUGGUAACAUCACUUUUUGUGUUCAGCAGAACCUUCUUAAAGGCAGUUUUAUUACAUCAAGCACUUUUCUGGCUAUAUCAAACUAGGUUGGUGAAGAUUCCUCUCACCCCCACAGUAAGCAAUGAGCCCUCACUAUAUGAUUUUUAAUUUUCUAUGGACAUUGCUAGUCUAAAUCUAAUCCAGUUCAGUGAUGUCCAUCAUAAAUACAUACAUAGGCCUGAUUUUAAAAGGACACCUCUGAUUUGUCCCUGCCUUUAAUUGUGGUUCCAAGUUAUAGGAUUUAGCAGUCUAGCUACACAAGUCUGCUCAAAAAUUUGGUAUUGAGAUAUCCGUAUCAUGAGAUCUGAGAGUGCAAAAUCAGAAGUAAAGGUGCUUCAAAAGGUAAGAUGCAGAAAAGUUAUUUUUGCUCUCUUUUCCUGCUUUAAGGAUAUAUAACGAAGGCCUGAAUUUUUCUUGUUUUUAUAUUAGAAAUACACUUUUUUUUAUAUCCUGGAUGAUUGAACCACUGGAUAGUUUUCAAGAUGGUAGAAGAGUGACAAAACAAGUACUAAGAACGUGAAACCUGAUUGAGGUGGAAAGUGUUUUAAAUGGUGAAUAAAGGUUAUUUUCAUCAACACAUACUUUGUACAAAUAUCAUACAAAAAGUUGGGGGGGAAAGCCUCUGAUUCCAAACCUCUACCCUUCCAGUCAAGUUUUAAGUCAACUCAGAAUACACAUGAGACUGCCAACAACUUCUCUCGCAAAACCUCCAAAAACCAGACUUUAUGUUUCUGAUUAUUUCUAAUGUAAAAAAGAAAAAAGCCUUUGACUUUCUCAUAUAUAAUAAAAAUCAAUACGGGGGGAAAAAA
Dermochelys coriacea (leatherback sea turtle) is the source of this 2059-nucleotide messenger RNA. It is a transcript of the gene SENP8, whose product is annotated as SUMO peptidase family member, NEDD8 specific. The coding region runs from base 374 to 1012 and encodes 212 amino acids. The transcript has 3 exons. The record is from RefSeq and is a predicted model, not a curated record. Gene Ontology annotation, molecular function: cysteine-type peptidase activity; deNEDDylase activity. NCBI's taxonomy places the organism in Eukaryota, Metazoa, Chordata, Testudines, Dermochelyidae. Gene Ontology annotation, biological process: proteolysis.